Messenger RNA from Pieris napi, 693 nucleotides. RefSeq names its product larval cuticle protein A2B-like. The transcript is spliced from 2 exons. The record is from RefSeq and is a predicted model, not a curated record. The coding region runs from base 114 to 635 and encodes 173 amino acids. Lineage: Eukaryota; Metazoa; Arthropoda; Insecta; Lepidoptera; Pieridae. Gene Ontology annotation, cellular component: extracellular matrix.
UUACAUGUGACGUCACAAAGCUGAAUAUGAUCGUAGACUGGGAACGUAUAUAAAAGCCUUCACGAAUUCAAAUCAGCAGUACAGUUUUGUAUCCCAUCCAAUUAAAACUAAAAAUGGCUUUUAAGUUUGUUGUAUUGAGCUGUUUGGUAGCAGCCGUGAGCGCUGGUCUCCUGCCAGCUGCUCCUUUGGCUUACUCACACGCCGUUCAUGCUCCAGUCGCCUACGCUGCUCCUGUUGCCAAAGUUGUAUCUGCCGUCGACGAAUACGACCCCCAUCCCCAAUACAGCUUCGCAUACGACGUUCAAGAUGGCCACUCUGGUGACUCCAAGAGCCAACACGAAACCCGUGAUGGUGAUGUUGUCCAAGGCUCCUACUCUGUUGUAGACCCUGAUGGUCACAAACGCACCGUUGAUUACACUGCUGACCCCCACAACGGUUUCAAUGCCGUGGUUCGCAGAGAGCCCCUCGCAGUUCAGGCUGUUGCUAAAGUGGCUGCCCCAAUCCAAUACCACGCUAGUCCAGUCCAAUACCACGCUAGUCCAGUCCAAUACCACGCUGCUCCAGUUGCUUACGCUGCUGCCCCGGUCGUCCACUCUGCCCCAGUAGCCUACUCUGCCCCUCUGUACCACCAUUAAGAUAAACAAAACGUGCCAAACUGUACAUAAAUUAAUCAAUAAAGUGUAAAUUAUUAAA